GCACGGCGAUAGUUACAUCAAAGAUCUCCUUCUGAGCUCCAUGCAAGGAUAGUUAAAAAAAUGAAACAUUUUCUCUUGCGAAUAAAUACUAAUAAAAUAAUACACACCCAUUCACUGCCUCAGGGGGGCCACCGCUCAGCUAUACUGCGGCCUCUCAAGCUCCUGUGCCGGCUUCCUCUGCUCCACUCCACUGCCAUCCGCCGUGACAAGAAAGCAGAGCAGCUGCGGCGCCGGCCGGCCAGCUCCGUCUCCGCGAUUCCUUCCAUGGACGGCCGGGCGGCGGCGAUGGUGCCGCGGGUGGAGGUGCUCGCCGCCGGCCGCGCGCGGCUGGAGGCCGUGAACGCGCUGCAGCACGAGUCCUGGGAGGCCCGCGACGUUCUCCUCCAGUGCCGCCUCCUCAAGGCGGAUGAGAGCAGGAGGAUGUGGGAGGCCAACUGCAUGCCCUCCGGCGAUGACCACCGGAUGUUCGCCGAACCCCUAAAGAGUGAAAAUGAGGAUUUAAAAGAUUUUAUACAAUUCUUGGAGCUGGAGAACGAGGAGCUUAAGAUAAGAGUGAAGGAAGUUGAAGGUGGCGCAGGGCACUGCCUAAACGCCGCAGGCCAUGAGCACAUUGCAGGAGAUCUAGAAGCAGCGCUAAGACGAUUGAACCAAGCUCAUGAGGCACUGAUUGCAGAGAAGGAUGAGGAAUUUUCUGCACUGAUUGCAGAAAAGGAUAAGGAAAUUUCAGCACUGGUUGCAGAGAAGGAUAAGGAAUUUUCUGCACUGAUUGCAGAAAAGGACCUCACGCGAGAGCAGUUUACGACACUGGAGCGGGACUAUGCUGACCUUCGUAGCUACAGCAGUAAACAGGCAGCACAAGUUACUGAAGCAAAGCAAAAGCUUGAGCAGCUGCAAGUGGCAUCCCAAAAGAAGGAUGAUGAGAGUCGCAAACCGCGAGCACGAGCAACAGCAGUUGAAGCCAAAAGGAAGGUGCUUCCUGAGGAUAAGCGACAGGAGAUGACCUGUAUGCCCAAGGAGACAGAUGGGCAAAUUCAAAAAUGCAAAGAUGGGCAGCCUGAGACUAGUGAAAAGUGCAACAAGGAUACGAGUGAGACACACACAAAAAAUUGUUCACAAGGCCCUGCUUUAAGGGGGGAAGAAAUGAAAUUUUGUUCUUCUAAGCAAAUGUAUUCUGAUGGUGUUCUAUUUGGUCCACCUUGCCUUGAAGGCCUGCCCAGCAGUCGACGAACGACAUGCUCCUCAAGAUCCGUGCCGUGAAGGAUAGUUUGAGGGACAAACCUGGCAAGUUUGAGGAGUCGAUGAUAAACGCCGCGAUCCUCUACGUCCAUGCCGUGAAGGAUAGUUUCAGGGACAAACCUGACAAGUUUGGGGAGUUCUUGGCGCUCCUGCGCGGAGUCUAUAGCAAGAGGAUCGAUGCUCGAGCCUUCGCCGGCGCCUUGAAGGUCCUGUUCGACGGGCGCCCUGAACUCAUCCUUCAGUUCAAUGCGUUCAUGACAUCGUAGUUCAAUACCAGACCGAGCUCAGGAAAGACGACAGGGCUGGUUUGGUUUAAUGAAAUGUGGCCAUCGAUCCCGGCUAGCUAGGAGCAGAUGAACUGAUAACUGCUGCCACUUUUUUGUAGACUGAUGAAGUUCCAGUGCUCCAUUUUGCUGGUCUUGCCGUGUGUGAAUUGGUUUCUGGAAGCUGAAGAAGUAACGUGUAAAUUAUCUAUUAGGACUCUCUGCCUAUUUUUCCCUGUUUUUUUUUAACAUAAAAAUGAGGCUGCUUUUGAA
Aegilops tauschii subsp. strangulata is the source of this 1772-nucleotide messenger RNA. RefSeq lists its product as uncharacterized. The record is from RefSeq and is a predicted model, not a curated record. NCBI's taxonomy places the organism in Eukaryota, Viridiplantae, Streptophyta, Magnoliopsida, Poales, Poaceae.